This is a messenger RNA of Talaromyces marneffei, 1182 nucleotides long. RefSeq lists its product as uncharacterized. The coding region runs from base 1 to 1182 and encodes 393 amino acids. Gene Ontology annotation, biological process: proteolysis. Gene Ontology annotation, molecular function: aspartic-type endopeptidase activity. NCBI's taxonomy places the organism in Eukaryota, Fungi, Ascomycota, Eurotiomycetes, Eurotiales, Trichocomaceae. The record is from RefSeq and is a predicted model, not a curated record. The transcript has a single exon.
AUGGCUAAUUCUAAGACCAUUAUCUCUGCUUUGGUCCUCUCGGCCCUUGCUACUGCUGCCCCCUUUCCUAGCAAUACCAGCUUCUCUAUUACACAGGUUGCUGUUAAGGUUCCUGCUAUCCACCCAGCUGCUAUAUACGCCCGGGCUUAUACCAGGCUUGGUGUUAAUGUUCCUGAUCAUAUAGCCUUGGCAGCUAGGUCUGGAUGGACUGACUCUGUUGUCGCUAAUGCCUAUAAAGAUGAUUUCUCAUACCUCACUCCUAUUCAAAUUGGUUCCAGCAUCUUAAAUGUUUACUUGGACACUGCCUCUGCUAAUACGUGGGCCUAUACUGCUCAUACCCCUGGUGUUGGAUCCCAUGCUACCUAUAACUCCCAAAGUGGCACAUUGCUAACGGCUUACUACUGGAAAGCCAAAAAUGGACAUGGCGUCAUUUUCGAAGGUCGCGUGUUUUUAGAUAGGGUUCGGCUUGGUCGGCUUAUGUAUCCUAUGCAGGCUAUUCAGGUUGUUGAUAAUAUUAUACCUGCCUCAGCUAUAGCCGAUCCUAAUUUAGCGUUUGAUGGUAUCUUUGGAUUAGCCUUCUCUUCAAGGAAUACUGUUAGGCCUGUAAAGCAGAAGACCUUCUUUGAGAAUAUUAAGGGUAACCUUAAAGCCCCUCUCUUUGCUGCCUACCUCAAGCAUAAGGCUCCUGGUGCCUUUGAUUUUGGUUGGAUUGAUCCCAACAAGCACAAGGGGUCGCUUAUCUGGACGCCUGUUCAUACCAGCCAGGGGUUAUGGAAUAUUUCCGUUGAUGGAUAUAGUAUUGGCAACGAUACCUUUAGUACUACCCCUUUCUUUGGUAUUAUCGACACUGCUACCACCCUGAUGCUCCUUGAUGAGGGCAUUGUCAGAGAUUACUAUCAACGCAUUCCUGGUUCCGAUAAAUCCCAUCAAGUGGGGGGAUACGUCUUCACAUGCACUAGUAUCCUUCCUGAAUUCAAGGUUAAGAUUGGUCAACACAUCGCCGUCGUUCCUGGCGAACUUAUCAAUUUUACUGCUAUCAAUAGUACGCAUUGCUAUGGUAGUAUCCAAGUCACUCCUGUACCCGCCGUAAAUCUUCUCGGCGCUGCCUUCAUAAAGACCCAGUUUGUUGUUUUCCAUGACCGACCCGGAUCUCCCCAGAUCGGUAUCGCUACCCAGGCCUAA